AGGGCACCCCAAGUAAUAAUUGUCCAGCCCUGCCCCAAGCUCCCAGGUGAUGCUGAGUUCUCACUCUGGCCCCUGCGCCAGGUGACAGAAUCCAGACACCCCAGACAGAGCUUUUAGUAGGAAAUGAGGGAUUCUGUCCUCCAAGGAGGGCCCAUGUAGGGGGGCCUAUGUUGGGGUUUUAGGGGAGCAGACCAGGGCAGUCUAGGGGAGUCAAGCUCGGCCUGACCCUGUGUCCCCCCAGGUCUUUUCUCAGCCACUUGCCUUUCUGGCAGCAGUGUUUUCCUUCAGAUGAGUGUGCAAGUGUGUGUGUGUGUGUGUGUGUGUGUGUGUGUGUAUGAGUGUAUGUAUGUGUUCAGUCUCCAGUUCUGGCACAAUUGUGUUGGGAAGUUCCCCCUACUGUCUAAUCUCCAUGCCUCCUGCUGCAGGUUUUUUCUUCAAUGGGGGCGUUUACUCUCACUCCUUUCCCCCAUCUUUGUCACCCCAGAAUCUGGAAGGUGCCUCCAUAUUUGGGUGAUGCUUAAUGUUGCAGAGAGAAAGAAUGAGAGCUGGGCCUAUGGCCAUGGAACCCCAUUUCCUUCUCUCCUUCCUAAGAGUUCCCAGGACAGGCUCUGUCACAGGACCCUGAAUUCUCUCUGUGAGCAUUCUCCCUGUGGCCUCCUGGAGCUGGUGACGUGAAGGCCUGCCUUUCCUGCUUUACUUGGGCCAAAAUCCCAUGGCGGGGACAUGAGUCCCCCCUUUACCUUGCCGUUGGGCAGGAGGAUUAUGGCUCCAUGGAGAGGCCCUGUGUGUGAUCUGAGACACGGGGCUUGAGUCUGGAGCUGGGAGUGGUAGGGCACCAGGCCUCUGCCUUCAGAAGAAUUAGAUUUGUGGGCAUGGGGAACUCUUCUUGGAAGUGGGGUCUUUGCUGUUGGUGAGAGGACUUACUUACAAGUGACCAUGUUGGUGGGGGUCUUAUAGAUACUUGGUGGGAGAAUAAAUAGCCCCUUCUUCUCUGGGAGGCCCUGGGGAGGGCUUAUCACCUGGCGGGUAGUAGCUAGGGGAGAGAGGCACCCGGCACCUGGUUGCCAGGUAAACAGGGCCCAGCUGGACUCAGGGGAGGGGGCAGGUGUGCCCGAGCUGAGCUAACAAAGGCAGAGCUUCCCACAGGAAGUGCCAGGCCAAGAAGGAGAGGCUGGGAAUGGGGCUCUGGGGGCCACCAAGGGAGAAGUCUGUCUGUGGGGGAGAGCCUGCUGUCAGUGUGGUCUGUGCUGUGAUGAACAGGCCAAUCCAGGUCAAGCCAGCCGACAGCGAGAGCCGAGGAGAAGACCGGAAGCUCUUUGUGGGGAUGCUAGGGAAGCAGCAGACAGAUGAGGAUGUCCGGAAGAUGUUCGAGCCUUUCGGGACCAUAGACGAGUGCACUGUGCUCCGGGGCCCAGACGGCACCAGCAAAGGCUGCGCCUUCGUGAAGUUCCAGACCCACGCUGAGGCCCAGGCGGCCAUCAACACCCUUCACAGCAGCCGGACCCUGCCGGGUGCCUCAUCCAGCCUGGUGGUGAAGUUUGCCGACACGGAGAAGGAGCGCGGUCUCCGCCGAAUGCAGCAGGUGGCCACCCAGCUGGGCAUGUUCAGCCCCAUCGCUCUCCAGUUUGGCGCCUACAGCGCCUACACCCAGGCCCUGAUGCAGCAGCAGGCGGCCCUGGUAGCGGCUCAUAGUGCCUACCUCAGCCCCAUGGCCACCAUGGCUGCCGUGCAGAUGCAGCACAUGGCCGCCAUCAAUGCCAACGGCCUCAUUGCCACCCCCAUCACCCCUUCCUCAGGAACCAGCACGCCUCCUGCCAUCGCUGCCACACCCGUCUCUGCCAUCCCUGCUGCCCUGGGCGUCAACGGCUAUAGCCCAGUGCCCACCCAGCCCACCGGGCAGCCUGCCCCUGACGCUCUAUAUCCCAACGGGGUUCACCCCUACCCAGCCCAGAGCCCCGCGGCCCCCGUGGACCCCCUGCAGCAGGCCUACGCGGGGAUGCAGCACUAUACAGCAGCUUACCCAGCAGCCUACAGCCUGGUGGCACCUGCGUUCCCGCAGCCUCCUGCUCUGGUGGCCCAGCAGCCCCCGCCACCCCCCCAGCAGCAGCAGCAACAGCAGCAGCAGCAGCAGCAGCAACGGGAAGGCCCUGACGGCUGCAACAUCUUCAUCUACCACCUGCCCCAGGAGUUCACGGACUCAGAGAUCCUCCAGAUGUUUGUCCCCUUUGGCCACGUCAUCUCAGCCAAAGUCUUUGUUGACAGAGCCACCAAUCAGAGCAAGUGUUUUGGCUUUGUGAGUUUCGACAAUCCGGCCAGCGCCCAGGCUGCCAUCCAGGCCAUGAACGGUUUCCAGAUUGGCAUGAAGCGCCUCAAAGUCCAGUUAAAGCGGCCUAAGGAUGCUAAUCGGCCCUACUGAGGGCACCCAGGUCUGGAGACACCAGAGGAAGGGGCGCCUCACCCCUCUCCCCACGGCUGGCCCCGGCCCCCUCUGCACAUCCGCCCUGGACCUUGUCUGGGCUCUGGGGCAAACGCUGCUUCGUGGCCCUGGGGGCACAGGACACCGGCCCACUCCCAUCACCCCGCCUCCCCCAAAGGGCCUUUUCCUGCCAGGUGCCCUUUUGGCCUUUUGUGAGGGAGCAUGGACCAGGCUCGAAGGCUCGGGGGUAUCUGCCUUCUGCUGAGGCUCCUGUGACGGGCCUCCUGUGCCCAGCUUUCGCACCUGCCUCCCCCACCUGUGGGCCUCAUCUACCUGUGUGGCCCGGGAGGGCAGCAGGGGCUGCCGACACGCUCCCCACCCACCUCACCCCAGCCUCUUCCCCACAUUAGGGGUUUCUCAGAAGCUGGUUCUCACACUCCCUGCCACCCUCAGCUCGAGGUAGGACAACCCUUAACCCUGGGCUCCCAGCCCUAAAACACUGCCUCCCCUGAGGGCCCCCUCUAAGGAGGGUGUGGGGGAGCCCUGAGGGCUGCCUCUUUGCCAGUCAGCCACAGAGACCCUCCUCCUUUCAUGAGGAAAAGACCUCCCCUAAACCCCUAAAAAUGUUUACAGUCUCUGCUGGUCCCCUCCGUGUAAAUACCACUACCACCCGUGCGUUAUCCAGCCCGGCCCAGCCCGGACGCUGCCAUCUCUCUUUCUGGGAGUUUAGACAAUAUUUCCCUUGGAUUUUUUCUCUCUCUUGAUUUCUCCCUUUGCUUUGAGGGGUAACUGGGUAUUUGGGAGGAGGGGUGUGGGGUGGGCUAAAAGGGUUUAUUACCUGAUCAUUUUCUUUAGAAAGAGGUUUUAGGGAAAAGAAAUGGGGUGGGGGUGGGAGUGGUAAGGGGAGAGUGGGGAGUCAGUUUCAGACACUUCUCUAUGCUUAACUUAUUUAUUUAUUGCAUUUUACUUUUAAAGAGUUGGUCUUUUCUGUCUAAAUAAAGAAAAAAGUUUAAAAGCUUC
Molecule: messenger RNA, 3436 nt
Organism: Odocoileus virginianus texanus
Lineage: Eukaryota; Metazoa; Chordata; Mammalia; Artiodactyla; Cervidae
Source: RefSeq, a predicted model, not a curated record